CACCUUUUCUCAACCCAAUAAACAACUCCUCUCUCUCUCUCUCACUCUCAACUGGUGCUGUAGUGAAGGAGGGUGAGAUAAUGGCCGGUUGCAACAGAAGCGAAGAGUAUUUAGCUUCUCAGGAGGAGGCUGCAACAGUAGGGAAAAAGUACGGGGGACUUGUGCCGAAAAAGAAGCCCUUAAUCUCAAAGGAUCAUGAACGUGCCUUCUUUGAUUCGGCAGAUUGGGCCUUAGGAAAGCAAGGAGGAGCUGCGUUGGAUCAGAAGUCAAAAGCAGCCGUAGAGACUCUGCGUCCAAAAUUGCAGAGAACGCCUCAUCAGCAACUCCCUCCUCGGAGACCGGCCUGUACAUCAGGGGUAGUAGAUGUUCAGGCUGACUAAAUAUCUUUGAGGCCAC
Messenger RNA from Telopea speciosissima, 396 nucleotides. RefSeq lists its product as uncharacterized. The coding region runs from base 81 to 380 and encodes 99 amino acids. The record is from RefSeq and is a predicted model, not a curated record. The transcript is spliced from 6 exons. NCBI's taxonomy places the organism in Eukaryota, Viridiplantae, Streptophyta, Magnoliopsida, Proteales, Proteaceae.